Molecule: messenger RNA, 909 nt
Organism: Vitis vinifera (wine grape)
Lineage: Eukaryota; Viridiplantae; Streptophyta; Magnoliopsida; Vitales; Vitaceae
Exons: 4
Coding region: 157-654 (165 amino acids)
Biological process (GO): translation
Cellular component (GO): ribosome
Molecular function (GO): structural constituent of ribosome
Source: RefSeq, a predicted model, not a curated record
AAAAAUAAAAGCAAAAUAGAUUUGGCAUGAAUGUUCGAACCCAGGCCCUCAGUAUAGGCCCGAAACCCAGGCCCGGUCAAUUAGUACAUGUCAUGGACCAGGGUCUAGGCUCUGGGUAAAGCAAUUGUGUGAAAUCUGAGUUUUGGAGCAAACGCGAUGCAGAGAUGGUGCGCCAAACUUGGCUCUCUGGCCACUUCAUGGCAAAACCAACCAUUUAUGGCACCUCAAUGGCGUCGUCUCCUCCAUCAUUCUCCUCAAUUUCAUCGAUCUCUCCCAUCUGCUUCAAUCACCACUUCCAACUUUGUGCCCCUUUUCAAUGCCGCAGCUUCUUCUUCAAUGGCAGCUCACUUCUUUCGCUCUUCUCUUCUCCCUCUCUAUGUGGUUCCAGUCCGUCAUUUUUCUUCCAAAGACAAAAACAAGAGAAGGCCAAUUACACCAGUGACUUCCAAGAUCAAGAAGAUCAAAAUGAAAUCUUAUUCGUCCUUUAAAAUGAGGUUCCGGGUGAUGAAUGAUGGGAAUAUCCGGCGUUGGAGAGAGGGAAAACGCCACAAUGCACAUUUAAAGUCCAAGAAAGCAAAGCGCAGACUUAGACAGCCUGCUCUUGUUCCUGCAGCUUAUGCCAAGGUGAUGAAGAAGCUCAACUUCUGUGCUUAAAACAUCGGGAGUUCUCUCCAAGUGCUGUCAAUUCCUGGUAUAAAAAAAGUAACAUAUCAUCUUUGUGUUGUGGGUGGUUUGGGUUGGCUUCGCAUUUCUACUUUCUUUCAGUUGCAUUAAUUUCAGAAUCCCAGACUGGUUAUAGAGCAGUGUCUGGAUGAUUACAAUCACUGAUAAGUUCCAGUUGGAACUGGGUCAUCACUAGGAGAUUGAAACUCAAAUUUUUUAAAUCAAGGAAUAUUGCUUUGAACUUAA